AUGCAGCACGGAUGCAGCAGCAGAAUGCACCGGGCCACCGCAAGCGGGAAACUGGUUUGGCUCGUAGCCCUCGUGGGCCUAUCGGUCGGACCGGUUGCCCGGACACAGAUCAUCAACCGGACGCCACACUUUAUCCCGGGCAGCGGCGACAUGUCCCGGUUCAGUUUACUCGAAAACACCCCGGUCGGCAGUGUGGUCUAUCAGUUGCGAGGUGUUGACCCCGAGGGAAGCAAGUUGCGGUUCAGCAUCUCCGGGCCGGUGUUUAGUGUCGAUCGUGACUCGGGAGUCGUUCGGUUGCGCCAGUCACUGGACCGUGAGCAACAGGACACGGUGGAGGUGAUCAUCAGCAUCACAGAUGAAAGCAUCCUGGGUACGGAGCCCAACACAGUUUCACUCCGCCGUGAAAUCCCGAUCCGGGACUACAACGAUAAUGCGCCGGUCUUUGUGGGUCGUCCGUACAGUGCGACGAUCAGUGAGGCAACGAAACCGGGCAGUAAUGUGACGGUGAACCCGGAAAUAGUGGCCACCGACCAGGACGAGGGUGCGAACGCCGAGCUGACGUUUGCCUGCUACCAGGAUCCGACCAAGGGGUCCGACGAUAUCUGCGACGUGUUUACGGUGCACACGGAGAAGAUCGCACAGGGAAAGUUCGGGGCGUGGCUCGAGCUACGCAAACCGUUGGACUUUGAGACGCGUCCCUCGUACAUCUUGACGGUGCAGGCGAAGGAUGGGUCGCAAAAUAAUGCGCUGCGCGCUUACGCAACCGUCGCGAUCACGAUCCUUGACGUGCAGGAUCAGCCGCCGGUGUUUAUCAAUGCACCGUACUCGGCCACGAUCCCAGAAAACACGAUCGAGGGUACGGCCGUGCUGUCGAUUAACGCCACCGACGGUGACACGGGCAACCCGAACCCCCUCAUGCUGAUGCUGGAGAACGAACCGAUGGGUCACUUCCGGUUGAACUACAUCGGACACCCAAGGUCCGGGGUAGCGGAGCUAGUAACCACCGGUAAACCGCUAGACCGCGAGGAUCCCAUCAUCACCCAGAAUGGGGGUGCGUACACUUUCGGUAUCCGAGCGACGGAGCUGAUCAACAACGAGCUGCCAGGGGAUACGACCGUUUCGCAGAUCACAAUCGUGCUGACCGAUGUGGACGAUCACAUCCCGGAGUUUAACCAGCCGGCGUACGACGUGACGAUACCGGAGAACCUCGAGCAAGACACGCCCCUGCCGGGCCUUUCGAUCAUCGUAACGGACAAGGAUCUGGGCCCGAACAGCCGGUACACGCUAGCCCUCCGCAGCAUUCGCAACGCCGAGGGGGUGUUUGCGGUGGUGCCAACGCACGGCGAAGGCCGCACACCGGUGGUGGUGAAGGUCCUCAACUCAUCCCGCCUCGACUACGACGUACCGCAGGACGACGACAAAACGUUCAUCUUCGAGCUGUCGGCUUCCGUUGACGGUGAGGAACGCUCGAAGGCCACGGUCACCGUGCGGCUCCAGGAUGCGAACGACAACUCGCCGAUGUUCCCGCAGACCACCUACUCGCUGACGGUGCGUGAAAACUCCCCGCGCGGCUUCAAGAUCGCCGACAUCGUCGCGACGGAUCACGACGCCGGCAUGUUCGGGCGGCUCGCGUACGCGGUGAAGGGUUUCGGGGCGGAGUUCUUCCGCACCAAUCCGACCGACGGUGGACUCUACGUGGAGCGCAAUCUGGACUAUGAGGAGCAGAAGAGCUACAGCUUGGCGCUGGUGGCGACCGAUGGCGGAGGUCGCGAGACAAACGCGAACGUUUUCAUCGACGUGCUGGAUGAGAACGAUAACUAUCCGGCGUUUGAGGCACUCGAGUACACGCGCACCAUCCGCGAAGGAGCGACCGAGUUUGAGCCACAGUUUUUCGUGCGCGCCACCGACGCGGACGGACCGCAGCAGGGUGCGGGGCGGGUUAGUUAUGCGAUCGAAUCGGAGAACAGCAUCUCGGGGCACGUGUUCGCGGUGGACCGGGCGACGGGCGAGAUACGGAUUACGCGCCCGGUUAGCUCGAUGGAUACGGAUCGCGGACAGUACGAGCUGCUGGUGGUGGCCACCGACCACGGUGUGCCCCCGCUGAAGAACGACACCCGGGUGCUGGUCCGGGUGGGCAUCUCCGGCAACCAGCGGCCAAUCUUCAAGGGCUACGGACCCGUGGCGCCCGGUCGCGACAUUCCCGGACCGCCGACGUACCGGGCCGCGAUUCCGGAGAACGCCACGGUUGGGUACAACGUCACGAGGGUUAGCGCAACCGAUCCUGAUGGUUUGGACGACCUCCUGACGUACCGAAUUGUCGGGGCCAGUGACAACUUCGUCAUCGACGACCACACCGGCCUGAUAACGGUGGCCCGUGAUGCGCGGCUCGACCGAGACACGAACCCGGAAAGCUACGCGAUCGUAGUGAACGCGAUCGAUGCCGGUUUCCCGAUCCCGGAGACGGCCACCACGACGGUGCACGUCAAAAUCGAAGACAUCAACGACAAGCCGCCUCGCUUCACGCAGCAAACGUACACGGCGUACGUGUCGGAGCGGAGUGCGGUCGGCUCGGAAGUAGUCCGGGUGGCGGCCAAAGACACGGACGUAAGCGCCCGGAUCGAGUACUCGAUAAUCGAACCAAUCACCGCCGUCACCAAGGGCGGCAUCCCGCUGCUGACCACUUCCUCCUACGACUACCGCCAGGCGUUCCGCAUCGGCAAGGACGAUGGUACGAUCUACGUCAACAGUACGCUCAGCUACAAUUACGCCGCGGUGAUCACGCUCACCGUGAAGGCGGUCGACACGAACGCACAGAUCACGCCCGAAAAGCAGUACGACCAAACGGAGGUGACGCUGUUCGUGCAAUCGUUCAAAGACACCAACCCGCUCUUCCGCAACAAGGGCUGGUCGACGGUGCGGCCCAAGAUCGAGGUAAAAGUGAAGGAGGAAUCCCCGGUCGGGGCCGUAGUGUUUCGCAUCGAGGCGGACGAUCCGGUUUCGGAUGUUCCGAUCACCGACUACGAGCUUCUGAUGCCCGACGUGGACGGGUACUUCGGUCUGAACGAGCGUACGGGAGAGAUUUCGCUGCGCAAGCGGCUCGACUACGAAUCUUACAACCGAACGACGAUCGACUUUGUCGUGAAAGCGAUCACCAGCAACCGCAAACGGCAGUCGCUGGCGUACGUUAACGUAACGAUUGAGAACGUUAACGACAACGCGCCAAUCUUCACCGAACGGGACGGGUUCCGUGUGUCGGUGCGGGAAUCGGACCGCUAUCCCACGUUGGUGGCCACCGUCCACGCUACCGACGCCGAUGUCGUCCGCACCGAAAAGGAUGCGCUGCUCCGGUACAACGUCGUGUCGUACAGUCUGUUCGGUUCCCACUCGAACCUCUUCACAAUCGGCAACACGACGGGCGAAAUCCGUAUCGCGCCCGGUCAGUCGCUCGACCGAGAGAAACAAUCGGUCCUGAAGCUGGUGGUGGUGGCUGAAGAUGCGCCCGGUCGGCCGACGGAGGCAAAGCGCACGAAUCUGGAGGUGGUGAUCGAUGUGCUGGACGUAAACGAUAAUGCUCCGAUUUUCGGGCAACGCUCGUACACCGCCGUCAUUCCCGAGAACGUGCUGGUGGACACGUUUGUGAUCGCAAUCACGGCACACGAUCCCGACGAAGGGCUGGGUGGCGAGGUGCGGUACGACAUAUUGAACGAAGGCGAAGCUAAUGGGCUGCUCCAAAUCAAUCCCAAGACGGGGGAAAUCAAAACGAAGGCAAUGUUAACCGGCAAGGGACGAUCGGAUCCGUACGAGUUGGUGAUCCGUGCGCAGGACAGUGGCAAUCAGCUGCCGAAGCAAAGCUCCCUCUACAAUGACGUCUCGUUUUCGCUGUACAUCGGCGACAUCAGCGCCAACGAUGGUAUUCCCUUUUUCAUCGCCCCGAAGGUGGGCCAAACGGCCAACGUCACUGAGAACGCCACGAUCGGUGCUCCGGUGUUUCAGGUAAUCGCCAGCGAUCCGGACAGCCCGGCCACACCGAGCGGUACGCUUCGUUAUCGCAUCCAGUCAGACAUCGAGGAUGCCAAAUCCUUCAGCAUAAACGCCAAAACCGGACUCAUUACGACGACACGGUCACUGGAUCGGGAAACGAAAGCGACCUACAACAUUAUCAUUGAGGUGAGCGAUAUGGGUGAACCCCCGCAAGCCUCAACCGUCGUGCUGCGCAUUAACGUGCUCGACAUCGACGAUCAUGUGCCACGGUUUGUGCGUGAUGUCGAGUCACAGCCACGUGAAAUGGUAAUUCUGGAGGAAGAACCGGCCGGCACGGUUGUGGGUAACAUUUCUGCCCUGGACGAGGAUGUCGGUGAGAACGGUGCGAUCGAUUAUGAGAUCGUGGAAGGCAACGAGCUGGGAUUGCUGGAGAUUUCGCGUACGCCCAACAGCGAGGCCGUUCUUCGUACCACGCAACCCCUCGAUCGAGAAACGAUGGAAACGAUCCGUUUGACGAUCCGGUGCUUCAAGUACGGCACCAACCCGGAUCGCGUUCGCGAUGGCUACAAUCGGUUUGAUAAAUCACAGCAGCAGGUUCUGAUACGAAUCACCGACCGGGACGAUCACUCGCCGCAGUUCGAGCGGGAAAAUCAAACGAUCGGCAUUCGGCACAACGUCCCGAUCGAUACCCCGAUCGCCAACAGCCGGGCGUUCGACGUCGAUCCAAGCGCACAUCCGAUCGUUUAUUCGAUCCAGAGCAUCAACUUCAUCCCGCAGUUCUACCGACGCGACAAUCGCACCGAAGACUACGCGAGCGUCUUCAGUUUGAGCCCCGAGACGGCCGAAAUCCGCACGACACGCAGCAUGGCAAACUUUGUCGACGGUUACUUCCAACUAACUGUGCGGGCAAGCAACAGCGAUGAUCCGGGGCGUAUCAGCGAAACGCAGAUGAAGAUUUUCGUCAUACGCGACAAAUCGUUGCUACGGUUUGUCUUUUCGCGUCCUCCAACCGAAAUCAGCCAGCUACUGACGAACUUUAGCAGCGAGUUGCAAAGCCGGCUGGCGGACUCGAACCUUGAGCUUUCCGUCUUCGACGCCCAAGUGCUCAGUCAUGCCGAUCAUAGUCUGGACUUCAGCUCGACCGGUUCUUGCUUCCAGCUCACGCGUCACGGCUCUGCCUUGGCUCCGAUCGAAAUGAUGCGCUUAAUGGACAGUCCCGAGCUGAAGGAGCUGCUGGCGGAGGUGUACGCCAAGUAUUCGGUCCACAAGAUCGACUCCUGCGCGGUUGGGAAGAAAGCACCGACCGGUGCGCUGAUUGCUUCCUCCGGCACCUGGCUGGUGAUACUGGCCGGGUUGAUAGGCUUCGCCGCCUUUGCGUCCACCAUGACCGCUUGCUGUUUGGCGAAACGAUACAAGCAACAAGUGCAAUCGAGGAACUCCCAGCGUAUGGUCGGGUCGGAAAUCUACGGCAGUGCCACACCCGUGCUGUACACAGAGCCAAUCUAUGGGGCUCUGUAG
Anopheles cruzii is the source of this 5499-nucleotide messenger RNA. RefSeq names its product protocadherin Fat 4 (gene Cad74A). Gene Ontology annotation, biological process: homophilic cell-cell adhesion. The transcript is spliced from 7 exons. The record is from RefSeq and is a predicted model, not a curated record. NCBI's taxonomy places the organism in Eukaryota, Metazoa, Arthropoda, Insecta, Diptera, Culicidae. Gene Ontology annotation, molecular function: calcium ion binding. Bases 1 to 5499 code for a protein of 1832 amino acids. Gene Ontology annotation, cellular component: plasma membrane.